Molecule: messenger RNA, 3462 nt
Organism: Penicillium cataractarum
Lineage: Eukaryota; Fungi; Ascomycota; Eurotiomycetes; Eurotiales; Aspergillaceae
Exons: 2
Coding region: 1-3462 (1153 amino acids)
Biological process (GO): chromatin remodeling
Cellular component (GO): cytoplasm
Source: RefSeq, a predicted model, not a curated record
AUGGCCGACCUACGGCAGGAAUCCUUUAAGCUGCUACGAGAGCCUUGUGUUGAGCUCAGCUCGGUUGGCUUACGGUUUCGCGGGAAUCAUGCCUUCGCUGUGGAUGUUACUCGAGCUCUUGAACCCGUGCACCGGACUCUAAAGGAGCUUGCGGCGAAGAACACACUGGAUGGCAAGCUUGCCGAGUAUGCCUUCUUUCCGCUCUCGCAUAUCUUCAACGAAACGCAUCGCCUUCCAGCACGAUGCCUCGAACUAGCUGUACAAUGUCUACACCUGAUUAUAUCGGAUGGCUGGCGAGAACAGUUAUCGCCGGCGCUGGGAAAGCAGUUGGUUAUACUGUUGACGCUGAUGGUGGGAGGAUCUGCGAAUAAGGCUGAUGGGCAACAACCACUGAAGGCACAGGUAGCGGAAGAACUAUCCGUUGCGUGCUUUGAUUGCCUUCGUUCUAUCGUUGAUAUGCUACGAGGUCCCGUCGCUGAUAAAACCAUCUUCCACGAAAUUGGAACGGCUACGGUUGUCGAUCAGACUGUGUAUAUCCUGCUCGAGGGAGUCGUGGAUGAAAGGUCCGAUGAAAUCGGGAUUUCCGCUGCCAGAGCACUUCAAUCUCUCUAUACCCGCAUCACAGACCGUGUCGUCUUAGCCAGCAUCAUGCCACGCACUGUUUCUGUACUAGCAAAGGUGAUCCGUCCUACAACGCAAAGUCGGCGGUCCUACAAGCUCUUGGAAAUAUGCCUGGAGGUUCUGAAUCGAUUGCUCAAAGUUGUCCUGAAUGAUCAUGCAGUCGCCAAAACAGAAACGGCGCCCGUUGUUCCUGCCGAAUCGGACAAAGUUGCUCUUGAUGCUUCCUGGCUAAAAGCUACGACCACCCAAAUCAAACUGGCGCUCGUCAAUGUCACUCAAAUACGACGCCACCAAAGGCCGGAGGUCCAAUCUGCCUUGUUGGAUCUCUGUGUGAUGGUGAUUGAGGACUGUCAGACCACUUUGAAGGAUGCUGUUCCCAUGAUGGCUGAAACCAUUGUCGUCUUAGCCGAUAACGAAGGCGAUUAUCCGAACCAGGCUUACCUUACGCUCAUCCAUCUUGCCACGACUUAUUCGGUCGUGUUAGACUCGCUGAAGGAAUCGCUUCAUACUUGGCUCACGGCAUUCCCGCGAAUCAUGCAAAGCAACGACGAAACAGCCAAGCAGUGGGGAAUCCGACAAAUCUCCACUGUCUUCCAAAUCCUGUCUCAAAUGCAAUCUGGGUCAGACCUGCUUACAGGCAGUCUGGCCUCUGGUUUGUGCGAUAGUAUGGGAGCUGUCGUAAACCAUGGCACUAACUCCCUGCAGUCAGUAUCGACCCCAGGUGAUCUGCGCUGGGAUGUACUUGCCUCCGAAUCCAAAUCUAUAGCCUUCCCACCUGUGCUACUCGAGCAUCAGAGUCAGCAGCAAACAUUAAAAGACAUGCGGGCGUUUAUUAUGAGGCUGAAUCUGUCCGAGUCAGGCAAUGAAAUCACGAGGUCCAUAAUCAACCGCCUGCAUGCUGUAUCAGAAGAUUCAGCCGUUGCCCCAUACUGGCUAGCCCUGACCUCCUUGCGAGCCCAGUCGCAGCAAUCCGCAGAUUUUGAUGACUUUAUUGCCGAUGAUCAUGUAGAGGGAUCUAGUUCACUCGUGAAACGUGCUGGCAUGAUCGAAGAGUUGUACUACACUUCACUUACAAUUCUGAACGAUCUGCCAGUCGACGGCUCUGGUGAUUGGCGAAUGUCAGCUCUCGCGUUGGAAGCCGUGGCUCUUCAAGCCCAGCAAUUAGGAGAGGCAUUCCGACCCGAACUCAUGGAUGCCUUAUACCCAACACUGCAGCUACUCGCUUCCAACAACACUACUCUCCAGCGGCAUGCUAUGAUAUGUCUCAACGUCCUCACUCAAGCAUGCAACUACCCUGACGCUGGCUCCAUGAUCAUCGAAAAUGUAGACUACUUGGUUAAUUCGGUGGCUCUCAAGCUGAACACGUUCGAUGUAUCACCAUACCCGCCCCAAGUGCUCUUUAUGAUGGUCAAGCUAUGUGGUGCACAACUCGUUCCAUACUUGGAUGACCUAGUCGACUCUAUCUUUGGCAUCCUUGAUCUCUAUCACGGCUAUCCCAAGCUUGUCGAAAUGAUGUUCAAGACAUUGGCUGCUAUUGUGGAGGAGGGAUCACGGAAACCGGCUCUGUUGACGAUUGACAGUGGCCGAGAGACGGGACCACACGACAGUCGCAAGUCACAAUAUCAGCAUCUCUCUAUAUCAACGGUCGCGAAUGAUAUCGCAACCCGAAAGACCAAACGUGUUGAAAACACCGAAAAUGACGUUGAGAUUGAUGGCACACUCUCACACCCCCAAAAGCCUUGGUCGGAGACUUACGAGAAGCCCCCACCCGAGCCGGAAUCCAUCGAAGAGUUAUUGAAGCAAGCUGAAUCUGAUGAACCACUUCCUCCGCCCAAGGAACCAGAGGAUAGCGAGAAGCCACUUAGCAAAACCCACUCUCUGCUUCUUCACAUUGUCAAAUCCAUCCCCUCGCACAUUUCGUCUCCUUCGCCAUACCUUCGACGCGCUCUCCUCUCAAUACUCAUUGAAGUGCUCCCAUCUCUGUCUCAAAAUGAAAACAGCUUCCUGCCUCUCAUCAAUGACCUUUGGCAUUCGGUCGCUUCAAGAGUCAUUUUCCCAUCAUCCCUAACGGGCGAUUUCUCCUCAUCCGCCCUCAUCAACAGAUCUCCCGCAGAGUCUCGAAGCUCUACCAACCAGCCCGAUAACCACACAUUCCAAGAGGAGACCUUUGUCAUUACAACGGCUUGCCAGGUAAUUGAAGCCAUGUGCAAGGGCGCUGGUGAUUUCAUGGCCUCGCGUGUUGAAACGGAAUUCCCCCGUUGGCACCGACUCUACCAGCGCGUCUGGGCCCAAGUACGGCAGGAUGCCGAGGUGGCCAAUGAGCGACGUGCUCGACAACAAAGGAAGGCCAACGUCGCCCCGACCGCUGCGGCAUCAGCUAUGCAACCAACAGGCGCAGCAGCUGAGGGCAUGUUCGCACUGACACCAUCUCUCGCCUUGUCGCCGACUGCCUCCGGCUCGCGCACAUUCACACCCCAACACGCUCUGUGGAGGGCUUUAAUCUCCCUGUUCAUCACUAUUCUUUCUCGCGUCCGGCUUCCUCUAGAAGCAGGAGAUCAAAUCUGCGAGAUUCUGGGCGCAUGGAUCGCACUCUUUGUUGGGCCAGAGUAUUACUUCCAACCACCAGAGCGAGCUUCCCCAUUAACAUCAGAUGAUGUCUCAAGAUCGAUGCUGGAAUCAGUGGAAAAUGCUAUUCAUGCAAUGGAGACUUGGAAUCCUGAUCUGACUUGGUUCGUCAUGACCUCACAUCGAGCCAAGCCAUCUGCCUCGCGUGUGUCCGAGGUAGUUGAUGUCAUUGAAGUUUUCGGCGAGCCCUUACAGUAUGCGGUGGUAGCAUUCUAG